CCCACCCACCCCCUGUUCUCAAAGGAAAAAAAAAAUACUCCCUUUUCCCCCUUAUCCGCCGGCGACGAGCUCGAGCGCGGCGCUCGAGUUGUUUUCUACUACAGUCGGCGGAGGCGGAGGCGGCGCCGGCGGAUACGGAUCCUGCGAGCGUGGACAGCAGCGGCGGCGGGGGCCCUGGGCGGGCAGAUCAAGCAGCUCAUGCAGCGCCGCCGGCUCGCCGAGCAAGAGGGAGAGUCUGUCUCUUGCUACUGCAGGGUAGAUGGGGGCCUUAAAACUGUCGUCAAUGCUAGAAAGUUUGUCCCUGGUGCUAGGCUGUGCAUGCAACCUGAUGUUAAACCGAACAAGCGCAAGACAAGGAGCUCACGCAAGGAGAGGUGCCGAAAUCAGGCGCCGCUUCUGCCUGGCCUUCCUGAUGACCUGGCUAUUUCAUGUCUGAUGCGGGUUUCUCGAGCCGAGCACCCUAAUCUUCGUUUAGUCUGUAAAAAGUGGAGCCGACUUUUAUCUGGGAAUUACUAUUACUCCCUGCGGAAGAAAUUUGGCAUGGCAGAAGAAUGGGUUUACGUCUUCAAAAGGGAUCGUGAUCAGAAACUGUCUUGGCAUGCCUUUGAUCCAGCGCACCAGCUCUGGAGGUCACUUCCUCCAGUUCCACCAGAGUAUUCGGAAGCCGUGGGCUUUGGUUGUGCUGUUCUCAGUGGCUGCUAUUUGUACCUAUUUGGUGGCAAAAACCCAGUACGGGGGUCUAUGAGGCAUGUUGUGUAUUACAAUACUCGGACAAACAAGUGGCACCGGGCUCCAGAUAUGCUACGGAAGCGGCACUUGUUUGGCUCUUGUGUCAUAAACAACUGUCUCUAUGUUGCCGGCGGGGAAUGUGAAGGGACACAGAGAACUCUGAGGUCUGCUGAGGUUUACAAUCCGAACAGGAAUAGAUGGUCUUGCAUCACUGAAAUGAACACAGGAAUGGUGCCGUUCACUGGAGUUGUAUAUGAUGGCAAAUGGUUCCUGAAAGGACUUGAUUCCCACCGCCAGGUUGUGAGCGAGGUCUAUCUGCCAACAUCCAACACGUGGUCAACCACUGGUAACGCACUGGUUGCAGGCUUGCGGAAUCCAACCAUUUCCUUUAACGGUCGUCUUUAUUCAGCGGAUUGUCGGGAUGCCUGCAAGCUAAGAGUUUAUGAUGGGGACAUAGGAUUGUGGACAAGAUUCAUGGACAGCAGACACCAUCUGGGCAGCUCACGAGCUUUUGAAGCCGUGGCUUUGGUCUCACUGAAUGGAAAGAUCUGCGUUAUCCGUAAUAACAUGGGCAUGACCCUUGUUGAUGUCUGUGACCCAACGACAGUUAUUGAGUUUGAGAGUGCCCGUGUGUGGGAGACUUUUGCCCGGAAGGGCCACCAGCACAGGUCUUUGAUGGCGAACUUGUGGUCAGCAAUUGCAGGUCGUAAUUUGAAGGCCCACAUCAUACAUUGUCAAGUUCUCCAAGCUUGAAUGUAUCUGCCUGUUUAGUGGAAACAUGUUCAAAUGUAUUGUACUUACUUUUUUGCUGGAAAGAUGCUCAGAUUUUGAAAGAACCCCUCGGCUAGAACAUAUCUACUGGUUGCAUUCCUACAAAUUCUCAAGAGAUUUUGACCAAGUUGCAUGAUGUUUAUGAAAGGGGAGACUGGAGCUGACGGCAGUCUUCAUUGCGAGAUGAACAGGAACCUUCCGUAGCACCAAUUUUGGUUGGCCGAUGCUGCUGGCGAUAGGCAGCAGAAGAUUUCACCUGAGCCAAAUGUCCAUGGAUGUGUUUUUCUUGCUUUUUGGCAGAUUAGGCAUGCCAAAAAAUGUGCUGUAGCAGCAGACUAGACUUAUGUAAGAAAUGUAAUACAAGUGUCUUUGGUUUGUGCCAAAACCAACCUUAGCAACAAGUUUUGUUUGAAUGAUUUGGGCACAAACCAAUGCACACCCUAGAUCAAUCUUAUGAUUAUUAUGCUUUGGAAUCAUCUUUGCUGCCUGGCAGCUUUUCGCAUCUGACAAGUGGAUGUGUAUUGUGGGUGAAAAUGAUUAUCCGAGAUA
This is a messenger RNA of Triticum dicoccoides, 2049 nucleotides long. Its product is annotated as F-box/kelch-repeat protein At1g55270-like. The transcript has 2 exons. The coding region runs from base 199 to 1482 and encodes 427 amino acids. Lineage: Eukaryota; Viridiplantae; Streptophyta; Magnoliopsida; Poales; Poaceae. Gene Ontology annotation, molecular function: protein binding. The record is from RefSeq and is a predicted model, not a curated record.